Molecule: messenger RNA, 870 nt
Organism: Centruroides sculpturatus (bark scorpion)
Lineage: Eukaryota; Metazoa; Arthropoda; Arachnida; Scorpiones; Buthidae
Product: piggyBac transposable element-derived protein 3-like
Exons: 1
Coding region: 1-870 (289 amino acids)
Molecular function (GO): sequence-specific DNA binding
Source: RefSeq, a predicted model, not a curated record
AUGGAUAGAAGACUUAUAGAUGAAGAAAUAGAUGAUCUUUUAUUGGAAGAAUUUCCAUCUGAUAUUGAUACACCUGUAGAAGACAGUACUGAUGAUGAAUCAGAGAAUGAAUGUGAUCAAAUAUCACCACAAACUGACAUAGCUUUUAUUUUAUUUAGUGAAGAAUCUGACGAUGAUGAUUCUGAUGAGGAAGAAGUUACUAGUAAUCCAUCAAUAAAACGGAAUUUUAGAAAACGUGAAAAAGUAAGUACUGUUCCUUCUUUUUCAUUAACGAAGGGAACAUUAAAUCAGUUUUUUAAAAAUAAGACUACACCAACAAAUGUUUUCCUGACAGUUUUAGGAGAAAGUACAAUAAGCAAUAUUGUAUUUCAAAGCAAUCUAUACAGCCAACAAAAACAAAUAAAUAUUAAGACAAUUAGAGAUGAAGAAAUGUAUGGAUUUCUAGGACUGCAAUUCCUUUUUGGAUAUCAUUGUUUACCCCAAACUCAUCAUUAUUGGUGUAGUGAUAUAGAUUUAUGCAUUCCCAUUGUUCGAGAAGUGAUGGCAAGAGAAAGGUAUAAACAAAUUUUAUCAAACUUACACGUAAAUGAUAACUUAUCCAUUCCUUCAGAUAACAAGGACAAACUAUAUAAGAUACGACCACUGAUCACUGUAAUGAAUAAAAACUUCAAAAAAUUCCGACUACCAGAUCAAUUUCAGAGUAUAGAUGAAAGCAUGGUUAAAUUCAAAGGCCGUUCAUCCCUCAAGCAAUACAAUCCAAUGAAACCUGUGAAGAGAGGUUACAAACUCUGGUGUCGUGCUGAUAUGUCAGGAUACAUAUACGAAUUUAUAAUUUACCAAGAAAAAAGACACGGUGAUUCUAGGAAAUAA